Molecule: messenger RNA, 2092 nt
Organism: Gossypium raimondii (Peruvian cotton)
Lineage: Eukaryota; Viridiplantae; Streptophyta; Magnoliopsida; Malvales; Malvaceae
Product: probable GTP-binding protein OBGC2
Exons: 10
Coding region: 65-1612 (515 amino acids)
Cellular component (GO): mitochondrion
Molecular function (GO): GTPase activity; GTP binding
Source: RefSeq, a predicted model, not a curated record
UCAAAUUUAUAAACUCUAUUUUUCUUUUACCAAAAUAUCUACACGCCAUUAUUACUUUGAGAUAAUGGCGACUCUGGUUUCGCUGCCUUCCGCCUAUCUCACCCCGCGCCUUACUAUCGACAAACUCUUCUUUGGUCCUCUCCUCCCCAUUUCCACAAGCACAAAGCAUAAUUGGGACUUAAACAGAUCUGGGAAAUCGAGGUUUUGUACGAUAAAGUCCAGACUCACAACAAGAACCAAAGAGUCACCUUCGACAAACCCCGAUACAUUACUAAGAGAACCUCACAAGUAUUUUGAUCAAGUAAUCAUCACCGUCCGUUCGGGUGAUGGCGGCCAUGGUGCCGUCCUUACCAUGCCUAGCCAACAACAAGCUACGAAGUGGCAAGGAAAACAUGAGAAUAAAGAGAAGUCAAAGAAGAAACUUUCGUAUAAAAGGGAUUUUGAUGGGUCACUUAUCCUUCCAGUGGGUGGUCAUGGUGGAGACGUAGUAAUUUAUGCUGAUGAAGGGAAAGAUACGUUAUUGGAACUUCAUAAGAAGAGUCGACAUAAUGCAAAGCGUGGUGGAAAUGUCGCUGCUAUGGGUGUUUUAACUUCUCAGCUGCGUGAUGGCCUUGCUGCCCCAACUUUGCGUAUCCCUGUUCCUGUUGGCACUGUUGUGAAACGCAAACGUGGGAAGUUAUUGGCUGACCUAGCGCAGCCUGGUGAUGAAGUACUUGUUGCUAGGGGUGGUCAAGGAGGGAUUAGCUUGAUAGAAAUGCCUGAAUACAGAAGGAAAAAGUUGAUGUCUUUAACCACAAACGUAAUGAGAGAUGAAAGUGAUAAGGUUUUAGUUCUUGGUCAGCCUGGAGAGGAGGUUAGUUUGGAGUUGAUUCUUCGAGUUGUUGCUGAUGUUGGGUUAAUUGGGCUUCCAAAUGCAGGCAAGUCAACGCUUCUAGCUGCCAUUACACUUGCAAAACCAGAUAUUGCUGACUAUCCUUUCACGACAUUGAUGCCAAACCUUGGGCGGCUUGAUGGUGACCCUGAUUUAGGGCCAGGUCAAUAUUCAUCUGAAGCAACAUUGGCAGAUUUGCCUGGUCUUAUAGAAGGUGCUCAUCUGGGCAAGGGUCUAGGUCGCAAUUUCUUGAGGCAUUUGAGGAGGACACGUUUGUUGGUCCAUGUUGUUGAUGCAUCAGCUGAUGACCCUUUAAAUGACUACAUAACUGUCAGAGAGGAACUGAGGAUGUACAAUCCAAAUUACCUAGAACGACCAUAUGUUGUAGUACUGAACAAGAUUGACCUUCCCAAGGCGAGGGAUAAGCUUCCGCAUUUAACUGAAGAAAUCUUAAAGAUUGGAAGUGAUAUAGUACAUUCUGAGUUGGGAAUGAGUUCUAGAGAUGAAGUGCAAUCAUUGCCCACUGAAGGUGGCGAAGCGACUACAUUGUCUCCAGCGAUUUCUGUUGAAGAUAAAAUGGAUAAAGGAAUUGAGGACUAUCCACGGCCCGCUGCUGUUGUUGGUGUUAGUGUUUUGAAAGGCAUCAGAGUAAACGACAUGUUGAAGGAGAUAAGGGCUGCCUUAAGGAAGUGUAGAGAUUCGAACGAUGCAUUGGAAUUAAGUGCGAGGUCAAGGGAGUAAUACAGUUGUGAAUGUACUAAUUCAAUACAUCCGGACUCAAGUUGCCAAUGUGAAGCUUACCCCAGAUUUUCUCCCUUUGCCCAUGAAUUCUGGAACAAUUUUGGCUCACACUAAUAAUAUGCUACAAGAUUGACUCCUUUAAAAGCUCAACAGUCAACACUGCCAUAUUUGAGGGCUGCAACUUCAGUGCAAAAGUUUUCACUGUCUAUAUAUCUUCGCUGAGAUUUUCAAACUACGGAUUAAUCCAAAUUAUUGCUUUAGCUUUAUAUGACCCAAUUAGGUGCUUAGAUGAAUGAAAAGGUCAGCUUAUUGUAUUUUGUGCUCUCCGCUGUUUCCACUUUUCGGCUUGUGUAUCAUUCAUUUUUGUAUCCUUUCUCUUCUUUCCUUCAAAUUCUUGACCUGUAUAUGGAGAUUUAGGGUCAGCCAUUGUUGGAUUAAUGGGAAAAAACAUGAAAUGAAAUGAAAAUACCAGUUUCCUAA